This is a messenger RNA of Pseudonaja textilis, 2679 nucleotides long. The record is from RefSeq and is a predicted model, not a curated record. NCBI's taxonomy places the organism in Eukaryota, Metazoa, Chordata, Lepidosauria, Squamata, Elapidae.
GCCGCGGGACUCCAGAAGCGGUUGAGUUAGCCGCAGUGCCAGCCUGGUGCUUUUAAAGCGGUCCGGUCGGUCGGUCGGUCGGUCCUGGCUGGAAGCACCAUGGAGCGGCCCACGGAGCAAGAAGCCGGGCCGUCAGAUCCGAUCCCGUCCAGUUCGGGAUCGCGUUUGCCGGGAGGUUUCGGCUCUGCAGAAGCCUUGACGGCGCUAGGUGCGAUCGGACGGCGGUUGCUGUGGCUGUUGCCCGUGUAUCUGGCCGGCCGGGCGGGGCUCAGCGUGGGCUUCGUAGUCGCUGGCGUGGCCCUUUACAUGGGCUGGCGGAGCCGGCGACUGAACAAGGAGCGAUCGUUGCAGACUGCCGGAAAGAUCCUGGGCGAGGAAGAGGUGACGGUGAAGAGCGCCGUGGAUCUGGGCCGAAGCCUGGGUCGGAACGAGCUUCCCGCCUGGGUCAGUUUUCCAGAUGUCGAGAAAGCUGAAUGGCUCAAUAAGAUUCUGGCCCAGGCUUGGCCCUUCUUUGGCCAAUAUAUGGAGAAGCUUUUGGUGGAAAAUAUUGCCCCAAGUAUACGCGCUUCCAACACCCAUUUGCAGACCUUCACCUUCAGCAAGAUUGACAUGGGAGAAAAGCCCCUCAAAGUUAUUGGAGUCAAAGUCCACACAGGCAUGAACAAGAAGCAAAUCUUGCUGGACUUAAACAUUAGCUACGUGGGUGAUGUCCAGAUUGACGUGGAAGUAAAGAAGUUUUUCUGCAAGGCAGGAGUGAAAGGCAUGCAGCUACAUGGCAUGUUGCGGGUCAUUCUGGAACCCCUCAUUGGAGACGUCCCAAUCGUAGGAGCUCUUACCCUGUUUUUCAUUCGUCGGCCAGCUCUGGACAUUAAUUGGACAGGAAUGACCAAUCUAUUGGACAUCCCUGGACUGAGCUCGCUGUCUGACACAAUGAUCAUGGACUCCAUUGCCUCUUUCUUGGUUCUCCCCAACCGCUUGCUCAUCCCAUUGAUCCCUGAUCUCCAUGAAGCAGCUGAACUCCGUUGCCCAGUCCCCAGGGGCAUUGUCCGUGUAUAUCUAAUAGAAGCUAAGAACGUGCAGUCCAAGGAUAAGUACAUUAAAGGGAUGAUUGAGGGCAAGUCAGAUCCAUAUGCCGUUGUGAGAGUUGGAACUCAGGUUUUCACCAGCAAAGUCAUUGAUGAAAACCUCAAUCCCAAGUGGAAUGAAAUGUAUGAGUUCAUUGUACACGAGGUGCCAGGGCAGGAACUGGAGGUGGAGCUGUUUGACAAAGACCCCGAUCAGGAUGACUUCUUAGGCAGGAUGAAGCUGGACUUUGGGGAGGUGUUCAGGGCUCGUGUGUUAGAGGAGUGGUUCCCACUACAAGAUGGGGGCCAGGCUCGUGUGCAUUUACGUCUGGAAUGGCAUACACUCAUGUCAGAUGUUUCCAAGUUGGAUCAGGUUCUUCAGUGGAACAAAACUAUCUCCUCAAAGCCAGAUCCUCCGUCAGCAGCCAUCUUGGUGAUAUAUUUAGACAGAGCACAAGACUUACCACUGAAAAAAUCUAGUAAGGAGCCUAAUCCUAUGGUUCAGCUAUCAAUUCAGGAUGUCACAAGGGAGAGCCGGGUUGUCUAUAACACUGUCUCCCCUGUCUGGGAUGAUGCCUUCCGCUUUUUCCUGCAAGACCCGAAUGUUGAGGACAUUGAUAUACAGGUCAAGGAUGACAACCGUCAGACCACUCUGGGCUCCAUCACAAUCCACUUGUCCCGCCUUUUAAGUGCUGAUAAUCUGACCCUGGACCAGUGGUUCCAGCUGGAAAAUUCUGGACCCAACAGCCGUAUCUACAUGAAACUCAUUAUGCGGGUAUUAUAUCUGGAUACCCCUGAAGUCUGUUUCAAUACCAGACCACGCCCCCCAGGAAAUCUGAAUGUCACAGAGAGUCCCCAUCUUGGUAGCAGUGUCGAUAUGCCUUCUCGUCCCACCAAGGCCAGUCCAGAUGCUACUUUUGGCACUGAGAGUGUAAUUCGCAUUCACGUGCUGGAAGCGGAGAACCUAAUCGCCAAGGAUAAUUUCAUGGGUGGGAUGAUUAAGGGCAAGUCAGACCCUUAUGUCAAGGUGCGCUUAGGAGGCCAGAAGUUUCGCACCAGAGUCAUCAAGGAAGAUCUCAACCCUCGCUGGAGCGAGAUCUAUGAGGUCAUUGUGAGUAACAUCCCAGGACAGGAAGUAGAGUUUGACUUGUACGAUAAAGAUGUCGACAAAGAUGAUUUCCUGGGGAGGUGCAAGAUCCCCCUGAAGCGUGUGCUAAGCAGCAAGUUUUUGGAUGAGUGGCUCCCCCUAGAAGACGUGAAAUCAGGACGCCUCCACGUGAAACUGGAGUGCCUGCCUCCUAUACCCAGUGCCGCAGACCUGGAGCAGGUUCUGAGAGUAAACAGCUUGAUCCAGACCCCAAAGAGUGAAGAACUAUCAUCUGCUGUCCUCUCUGUCUUCCUUGACAGAGCAACUGAAUUGCCACUCCGGAAGGGAUCGAAGCCACCCAGUCCUUAUGUCAGCCUGUCUGUCCGUGGUAUCUCCUAUAAGACGAAGGUCUGCCCUCAGACAGCAGAGCCUGUGUGGGAUGAAGCGUUCUCCUUCCUUAUCAAGAGGCCCCACGCAGAAUCUUUAGAGUUGCAGUCAAGGAUGACUUGCAAAUCUUGUUUGCAUUAA